Molecule: messenger RNA, 1615 nt
Organism: Mercurialis annua (annual mercury)
Lineage: Eukaryota; Viridiplantae; Streptophyta; Magnoliopsida; Malpighiales; Euphorbiaceae
Product: putative protease Do-like 14
Exons: 12
Coding region: 202-1317 (371 amino acids)
Molecular function (GO): protein binding
Source: RefSeq, a predicted model, not a curated record
CGUCCUUUUAUUUGCAAUAAAAAGCGAAAACACAAACAAAAUAGACUCAGUUCCCCGCCACUGCCGCUGCCUCUGCCUCUGCCUCUGCCUCUGCCUCGCGUCCCUGCUAGUACUGUGCCUAACCGCCCGUUGCCGCCUCCGCUGUUAUAUUCCGCCGUGGCAGCUGCUUCUUGGUGCUGUGUUCUUUCUCUCAGGUAAAUUAUGUUUUUGGGACGAAAGAGGAAGGCUACAGAUUCUUCCGAAUGGGAAAGGGAUGUAGAGAGAGAUGGCAUGUUUUACCCCUUGGACAUUGAUACAAAGAUGGCGGCUUUGAAAGCUUCUGCAUCUGUUGUCAGUAUUACAUCUUAUUUGGGUGAGAAUGAGUUAUGUCAUAGCUCUGGAAUUAUCAUUGAAUGUAAUGAUAAUUGUGGUAUUAUACUGACCUCUCUCAAUCUCGUUAAGUGUCACAACAUUCAAGAUUUUAUAGUAGAUGAGAUUACGGUUGUUGUGCACCUAUCAGAGCAUACGUCAAUUGAUGCUAAAUUAAUAGCAUGGGAUUAUCAUUACAACUUAGCUGCUCUAAAAAUAUUGUGUGAUACUCCAUUAGAAGUUGCAUCUUUGGCGUUGUUGGAUGAUUCUUUAACAAUUGAUCCAAGCUGUCUUUGCACUCCAUUUCAGCAUAUAGAGUCAUAUAAUCUUAUUCCUGGAAAUGCAGUAAUUGCUCUUGCCCGCUCUUCUGCUAAGCCUUUUAAGCUCAUGGCUGCACCUGGUGAAUUCAGUCUCAAUGCCUGCCGAUAUGACUGUAAAGAGCUUUUAAGGGCAACCAGCAAAAUUUCCAAAUGUGGCAUUGGUGGCCCGGUUAUCAAUAUCAAUGGAGAUGUCAUUGGAAUUUGUUUCUAUCACCAGUUGUACACUCCAUUUUUGCCAAUUAAAAUAGCUUCCAUAUGGUGGGACCAUUUCAAAAAAUACGGGGAACCACGUCGACCUUGGCUUGGCAUGGGAGUGGCUAAUCUUUAUGUAGCUGACCUAGGUUUUUUGGAAAAAUUCAUUAAAAAGUUCCCGAAUAUUUUCAAAGGUGUUAUUGUUGAGGAGGUUUUACAAGGCUCUUCUGCUGAUUCUGUUGGAAUAAGACAAGAUGAUGUUAUCGUUCAAUUUGAUGGGAAAACCGUUCAAAGUUUUUUGGAGUUAUUUGAAAGUAUGUGGAGCAAGGUCGGGGACCAUGUGGAGCUGGUGGUCAUUAGAGCAGGUAAUGAUGGUCCUUUGCUUCUUAAAAUGAAGGUGGAUGAGGUCACAGCAGAUAGAUUGUAUAGUUGGCCGCUUUGGCGAGAUGCACAAUGAAUGAUGGACUACUGCUAAUUUUGGGGGUCGGCCUGUCAAAGGAUAUUGUGUUCGGCCUGUCAUGGUCCAGCAAUUUUUGAGUCUGGGAAUCAUUUUUGUUAAAUAGUCCGUAUAGGGUUGCAAUUCGAUAAUCCCCACAAAAGCAAUUUAACUUAACUUUUGAGAAUCAUUUUUGGUAGUAAAUAGUUUUGCAUAGGGUUGCAAUUCAUGAUUCCCACAGUUUUUGGUGGCUUUAUUAUUUAUCUUGUAACCAUACUUUUGAAAACCUGCUGACUGGUAAUUUCAGUUUUUCUAUCAA